AUGGUUACCAUUCUUAGCGCACCCAAUUACUCUUACUAUUGUGGGAACCAGGCUGCUAUCAUUGAAUUAGAUGACACUUUAAAAUACCGUGUUCUUUGGUUUACCCAGCACCUUGUUGAGGACAGCCUCAUGUUAACAGGUGCACUCCAGACUACUUUUUGUAAAGUCCUUCUGAGAAACCCUUUCUUUAAUCUGGUGUCAUUUGAUGAUGUGGCUAUGGACUUCAGCUGGGAAGAGUGGCAGGACCUGGACAUUGCUCAAAGGACCCUGUAUAAGGAUGUAAUGCUGGAGACCUAUAGCAACCUAGUAUCCUUGGAUGUCCAAGAAAUGGAAGAUGUGACUAAGACAUACCAGGAAAGUCCAGAUAAAUGUCCAUGUGAAGUAUCGGCUACCAAGAGCAAUGCAGUAGAGGAAAGAGGGAAAUUAAUAAGAACCUUUCAUUUGAGCUCAAAACAUAUGCCAAAACAGAUUAGGUAUAAUGAGAACUUAAGGAUGAGGAGUGAGGAGUUCAUUGGCUGUCAGAACAUGCUUCUCUGUAGUGAGUCUGAUGAGAUGCAUGCUUCCUAUAGGCCUAAUGUCUCUCAUGUAGUUGAACAAUACCUCGGCUGUUUGGAGCAUUAUGAGAGUCCAAAUGACAAGCAGUAUUUUGAAUAUGGUAGAGAAGGAAAGGUAUUAAACUCCGAGAGCAAAUUCUUUAGGCACAAUUGCCUAAAGAGAGAGAUCUUCUAUAGCAAUAAUGAAUAUAGAGAUAAGUCUGCCUUCAUCGGGCAAAAAAUGCUUCAGGGAGGUUGGCAAAUAUCUGAAUGUACUAAAUGUGAGAAAACAGUCUACUUCAGAUCAACAGUCACUACACAUCAGGAAAUGCACACAUGUGAGAAUCCUUGUACAUGUAGUGAAUGUGAGAAAUCUUUCAGUAAGGAAAUACACCUUACAAAAUCUCAGAGCAGAUAUGUAGAGGAGAAGUCUGAUGAGUAUAACAAAUGUGCAAAAUCUGUCUGUCAGAAGUUAGACCUGUCUUUCCGACCUCAAAUUCACAAAGGAGAGAACCCCUGUGAAUAUGAUGAAUGUAGGAAAUCUUUCACUGAGAAAUCGGUGCUCAGCAAGCAUCAGAGUACUCACAUAGGCAAGCAACUUUAUGAAUGUAACAAAUGUGGAAAGUUUUGUACCCGGAAAGCAAGCCUUACUGUUCAUCAGAGUACUCACGUAGGCAAGCAGCUUUAUGAAUGUAAUAAAUGUGAAAAGUCCUUCACUAAUUCAUCAACUUUCAGGAGGCAUAAGAAAAUUCACACAGGUGAGAAGCCUUAUGAAUGUAACAAAUGUGGAAAGUCCUUCACUCGUAAUUCAUCACUCAUCACACAUGAGAGAAUUCACACAGGAGAGAAACCUUAUGAAUGUCACCGAUGUGCAAAGUCUUUCACCCGGAAGGCAAGCCUUACUAUUCAUCAGAGAACACAUACAGGAGAGAAACCUUAUGAAUGUAACAAAUGUGGAAAGUCUUUCACUCGGAAGGCAGACCUUACUGUUCAUCAGAGAACGCACACAGGUGAGAAACCUUAUGAAUGUAACACUUGUGGAAAGUCCUUCACUCAGCAAUCAGCUCUUCUCAGACAUAAGAGAAUUCACACAGGUGAGAAACCUUACGAAUGUGACAAAUGUGGGAAAUCUUUCAAGCAGAAGUCAUACCUCAGCAGCCAUACGAGAAUUCACAUGGGUGAGAAACCUUAUGAAUGUAACAAAUGUGGAAAGUCUUUCACCUGGAAGACACAGCUCAGUUUGCAUCAGAGAAUCCACAUAGGUGAGAAAUGUUAUGUAAGCAAUGUGAAAUGUCUUUCAAGCAGAAGUCACACCUCAGUGUGCAUCAGAGAACACACACGGGAGAGAAGCAUUGGGAAUGUAACAAAUGUGGAAUCUUUGACCCAGAAGGCAUAUAUCAGUUUGCAUCAUAGCGUAUACAAAAGCGAGAAACCUUAUAAGUGUAACAAAUGUGGAAAGUGUUUCACCCAGAAGGCAUGGCUCAGUAUUCAUCAUAUAAUACACGUAGGAGAAAAGCCUUAUUUAUGUAACAGAUGUGGAAAAUUCCACAUUCCCAAAGAAGAAAUGUUGAUUGAAACAUCAAGGCAGGUGCAGCAAAAUGCAAACAUCAUGAAGGAAUUGGAAAUUAUAUAA
Molecule: messenger RNA, 2166 nt
Organism: Dipodomys spectabilis (banner-tailed kangaroo rat)
Lineage: Eukaryota; Metazoa; Chordata; Mammalia; Rodentia; Heteromyidae
Product: zinc finger protein 2-like
Exons: 6
Coding region: 1-2166 (721 amino acids)
Biological process (GO): negative regulation of transcription by RNA polymerase II
Molecular function (GO): DNA-binding transcription repressor activity, RNA polymerase II-specific
Source: RefSeq, a predicted model, not a curated record